AUGUUUAAGAUUGCCUUCCCCUGGGCAAAAUUAGAAGAGGAACGGUCUGAGCGUGAAUAUGUGAAGGCUCGCAAGGAAACCAGCGAGGAUGAAAUCGCCGGAAAUGUGUGGAUCUCGCCAAUCCUAGCUCUUGAGUUAGCAAAGGAGUAUCAGAUGUAUGAUUGGGUACGAGCAUUGCUUGAUCCCACCGAGAUUGUACAGACCCCAUCCAGUACGAAGAAGCACAUGCAGAUCACCCCACCUCCUCGGUUUGACUUGCCUCCGAUUGAAGCACCAGCCCAGCUCACUGCGGCGCCGCGCCUGCGCAGAGGCCGGUCUGCUUCCCCCAGCAAAAAGCUCGCUUCCCCACAAAAGCUCGCUUCCCCGCGGAAGCCCAGGAGCACGAGGGCCAGGGAAUCCAAGGAAGCUCAGGAGGUCAAGGAGGUGAAAGAGGCGAGCAUUGUGGCGACCAGUGAGGCAAAUGCAAACCUUCAGUCUGCCUUGGAUGCUACAGCCGAGGCCGGAUCGGUCAAUGGCACCAUCCAACCCAGCGUGGAACACGAUGAAGAGAGAGUGGCUCCUACUCCUAAGAAGUCUGCUUCGACACCAAAGUCCACGAAGACACCCAGAGCUGCCCGGGCGAAGGAGCUUAAAGAGCUUAAGGAGCUCAAAGAGAUUGAGGAGGUCGAGGAGACCAAGGAGACCAAGGAGGAGAAUGUCAAAGUGGAUGUUGAAACUAAUGCCGACGAAGCCAAGGAUGUACAAACGACCAAGACCACCGUCUCGGUGGAAUUGCCUGUUUCCUUCCUUCCUGAUGCUCCAUCUGCCGAAGACACCGAAAAGAUGAUUGCUAAGGCUAAGGAAAUGGUAGAAGAGGCUGCCAAGCUUCAGAGCACAGAGGAGGAACCCGUACCAUCGUCAACAAAGGCUGCUAAGAAGCGCAACAUCGAAGAAGCGCUUAGUGAUGACGAGGAGGACGAAGAAGCAAAGACCUUGCGGACCAAGAGAGCAAAGGUCUUGGAAGAAAAGCUGAAGCGUGAACGCGUCAGGAAUCGGGCUCUUGUCGGCGUCACCGCUGCUUUUGCACUUGCAGGUUCUACUACCAAAUGUAUUGGGCGCCUUCCUAUGGAACGAUUGUCCCGAGUUGACCGUCGCGUUUCCCAUCGAAGAACAUCUCUCCCGAACCUCUUCACCCCUUCACCUUAG
Molecule: messenger RNA, 1185 nt
Organism: Aspergillus oryzae RIB40
Lineage: Eukaryota; Fungi; Ascomycota; Eurotiomycetes; Eurotiales; Aspergillaceae
Exons: 3
Coding region: 1-1185 (394 amino acids)
Biological process (GO): meiotic attachment of telomere to nuclear envelope; mitotic telomere tethering at nuclear periphery
Cellular component (GO): nuclear membrane complex Bqt3-Bqt4
Molecular function (GO): DNA binding
Source: RefSeq, a predicted model, not a curated record